AUGAUUAAUCUUCGAGCAUUACAUGUUCAAUAUGAGAAUGAAAUAGAUUGUGGACACAUACCAUUAAUUAUGAACGAUGACGAAUCUCAUAAUGUAAAUAUACCAAAUGAAGAUGAACUUAUUCAAUGGUUAAAAGAUCAUUUGCUAUCAACGUGCUUAAUUGUCAAAGAUCCCAACCUUAUUAGUCGUAUUCAAAUAUGGAUUUAA
Molecule: messenger RNA, 207 nt
Organism: Rotaria sordida
Lineage: Eukaryota; Metazoa; Rotifera; Eurotatoria; Philodinida; Philodinidae
Source: the annotation of a GenBank genome assembly